GCCACAUUUCAGAUUGGAUUCCCUAUACCAGCCAGGGAAGAAGGGGAGGGGAGAGAGCGAGAGAUCUGUAUCCAUGGAUAGAAGGGUGUACAGGUGUGCUGCUGAAGGAGACACAGGUGCGCUGCUUGAGCUUGUAAAAGAAGACAAACUCAUCUUGGAAAAAGUUCCGGUCGACUGUGAGAAAACCCCUCUCCACAUAGCAGCCAAGUGGGGACAUGUUGGCUUUGCAAAGUUGGUGCUGGAGCGAAUGCCGGCGUUUGCUAAAAUCAUCGAUCAGAAAGGGCGCUCCUCAUUGCACUUGGCUUCUGCAAGAGACCAUGCAGAGAUAGUUCGAGAGAUCCUCAAGGUGGACGCAGACCUUUGCCUUCUCGGAGACAAAGAUGGUAGAAAUCCUUUACAUGUAGCGGCUAUCAGGGGCUUCAUACAAGUGGCAGAAGAGAUCCUAGCGGCCAACCCCAGGUGCUUGCAGGAGGUGACUCCCCAAGGAGAGACGGUCCUGCACAUGACUGUCCGCAACAAUAGGGUGGAACUGCUGAGAUACUUGUUGGGCAGGGAAGACAUCGACGGCCUUGUGAACAAAAGGGACAACCAUGGCAAUACCAUCUUGGACGUGGCUUCGAAAAGCAACAACUCCGAGAUAAUGAACAUUCUUGUGUCGAGCCAAAAGGUGCCGGAGGCCGGGAACUCCUCUGGCACUGUACUGCCUGACGACAGUCCAAGAAAGUCUAUGGACAUGGAGACCCACUCUCAUGUGUCGUCCAGCGAAGGAGUGAGCGACUGGACCCAAUCUUCUUCACCGGAAAAGAGGCGACGUUCAUUUGCAUCAAAAGCAGCAGGGAACCAUUCAAAGAAGAAAGAGAAAGAAGGGCUGAGUGAGAUCAAGAGAGGCGCCAUAAUGGUCGUCAGCGUGCUCAUAGUCAUGCUGACCUACCAGGCCGCCCUCAGCGCUCCUGGUGUCUUCUCGCAGGACGACACGAAUGGAUCAGAUGACUCCAACACCGUACCAGCACCGCCUGGAGAUGAGGCUGUUGACAGCGCCGAAGAUGAGAUUUUCUUUGAGCGCAGUAUUUACUUGCAGUUGUUUCUGAUGGCUAACGCAGUGGGGCUGUUUGCAUCAUUGGUCAUCAUCCUACUCUUGACAGGCGCCAUAUCAGUCAGGCGGCAGAGAAUGCUGCGGUUGUUGAUGCUCAAUAUAUGGAUUUCCGUUUCCUCCGUAGCAGCUAGCUUCAUCUUCGGGUUGCUCAUUAUCGGGGAGGAGUUGGAGGGCACAUUGGUCCCUGAUUGCUUGCUUGCGCUUUUGUUAAUCUGCAUGGGGUUCUUUAUGAUAUCCAACACAGUGAUAUGCUUGAGGAAGCUUUUAGGCUGGAUUAGGAGGAAACUGUCGCACCGUGAAACUGUUUGACUUGCUUGCUGUUUGAUCAAGGAUGGGGUUGUGAUAUUUUAUGAACUCUUCUUGUCCUCAAAGAACAACGGUGUUGAUACUUGAUGUGUGACUAAUUAACUUGGACACCAAAAUAUGUAGGUAAGUUGUUCAAGCAAAUGUUUGGAUGGGCAUUUAUAAUUUAUAUGCGUGUCUUCCUAUUCGAUGAACUCUUCUUGAUUUGAAAUACGACAUAAUUGGUGUAAGAUUUAUGAGUUGGACCGGGCAGGGCUCUUAUGUCUGCUUGAGCCUAGCCUUGUUGAGCCUUAGGUUGGUCUGACUUGAUGCCUGAUCGAACCCCAGUUUGAUUAGUUUAG
Molecule: messenger RNA, 1737 nt
Organism: Nymphaea colorata (pocket water lily)
Lineage: Eukaryota; Viridiplantae; Streptophyta; Magnoliopsida; Nymphaeales; Nymphaeaceae
Product: ankyrin repeat-containing protein BDA1-like
Exons: 2
Coding region: 74-1402 (442 amino acids)
Cellular component (GO): plasma membrane
Molecular function (GO): protein phosphatase regulator activity; protein phosphatase 1 binding
Source: RefSeq, a predicted model, not a curated record